Messenger RNA from Syzygium oleosum, 2267 nucleotides. Its product is annotated as probable rhamnogalacturonate lyase B. The record is from RefSeq and is a predicted model, not a curated record. Lineage: Eukaryota; Viridiplantae; Streptophyta; Magnoliopsida; Myrtales; Myrtaceae. Gene Ontology annotation, biological process: carbohydrate metabolic process. The coding region runs from base 127 to 2130 and encodes 667 amino acids. The transcript is spliced from 15 exons. Gene Ontology annotation, molecular function: carbohydrate binding; catalytic activity.
AAGGUCCUCACGAACUUGCAGUAUCUCUCACAUCAUGUCGCUCCAGAUCUUUUGCCGAAACCAGCGUGCGAGAUAGUAUUUUUUUAUAUAUAUAUAUUUACUCGUUCCAUAUGAUUCAGAGCAAAGAUGGAGAACCAGAAUGCUUUCAUUGCUCAAGAAGGUGGUGAAAUGGGACGUGAUGGUCAUGCUGCGUCGUCUCCGGGGGUGCGAUUGAAUGUUCAGGAUAAGCAUGUGGUAAUGGACAAUGGCAUGGUCAAAGUGACGAUAGCGAAACCAGAUGGAUUCGUCACCGGGAUCAAAUACAAUGGCAUCAGCAAUUUGCUCGAAGUUCGUAACGAGGAAUUCAAUAGAGGGUACUGGGACCUCGUGUGGAGUGAAGCAGGAAGUACUGGCACGACGGGCACUGAUGAUAGGAUGGAGGCGACGAAGUUCAACGUGAUAGUGGAGAACGACGAGCAGGUGGAGAUAUCGUUCACGAGGGCGUGGGAUUCCUCGAAAGAGGGCAAGAUGGUUCCCCUCAAUAUUGACAAAAGGUACGUCAUGCUUCGGAACUGCUCAGGAUUCUACUCCUAUGGAAUCUACGAGCACUCAGGGGAGUGGCCUGCUUUCAACCUUCCCCAGACCAGGAUCGUCUUCAAGCUCAGGAAGGAUAAGUUUAAGUACAUGGUGGUGGGAGAUGACAGGCAGAGAUACAUGCCCCUUCCUGACGAUCGAGUGCCCGGCAGAGGGCAGCCCUUGGCCACUCCUGAAGCCGUUCUUCUCGUCAAUCCUGUCGAACCGGAGUUCAAAGGCGAGGUGGAUGACAAGUACCAGUACUCAUGCGAGAACAAAGAUCUCCAGGUUCACGGGUGGAUAUGCUUCGACCCUCCGGUGGGAUUCUGGCAAAUAACGCCGAGCAACGAGUUUCGCUCCGGCGGACUUCUCAAACAGAACCUUACCUCCCAUGUCGGCCCCAUUACCCUCGCCAUGUUUCUGAGCGCUCACUACGCCGGAGAGGACCUGGUGAUGAAGCUCGCACCGGGCGAGCCAUGGAAGAAAGUCUUCGGACCCGUGUUUUUCUACCUUAACUGCGUGCCGGAAACCGACGAUCCACUCAAGCUCUGGGUCGACGCUAAGGAACAGAUGUUGAGCGAAGUCCAGAGCUGGCCUUAUGCCUUCCCAGCCUCGGAGGAAUACCAGACUUUAGACCAGCGGGGCUAUGUCAGUGGGAGGCUUAUGAUUCGAGACAGGUACAUCAAUGAUUCCUUAAUCCCUGCGAACGGGGCAUACGUGGGACUAGCACCUCCGGGCGAUGUCGGAUCGUGGCAAACAGAAGUCAAGGGUUAUCAAUUUUGGACGAAAGCCGACUCGGAUGGUUACUUCUCAAUCAAUAACGUGCGGACCGGCGACUAUUGCAUCUAUGCAUGGGCACCCUGUUAUGUCGGAGAUUAUCGGAAUGACAGAGCGAUCACUAUAACAUCAGGUUGCCAAGUUGAUGUGGGGGAACUUGUGUACGAGCCUCCUAGAGAUGGGCCGACCUUGUGGGAGAUUGGAAUCCCGGAUCGUUCCGCGGCAGAAUUCUACGUGCCCGACCCAGAUCCGAAGUACAUCAACAAGCUCUAUCUCAAUCAUCCUGACAAGUUUAGGCAAUAUGGAUUGUGGGAGAGAUACACUGAACUAUAUCCCGAUAGCGACUUGAUCUAUACGGUCGAUGCUAGUGAUUAUAGAAAAGAUUGGUUCUUCGCACAAGUUCCCAGGAAGAUUGAUGAUACCACGUACCAAGGAACGACAUGGCAAAUAAAGUUCAAACUCGACGAUGUUCGUCCGUCCGAGACCUACAAGCUGCGUUUGGCGUUGGCCACGGCCAAUGUAGCACAACUAGAAGUUCGAGUCAAUGACCCGCAAGCGGAUCCUCCCCUGUUCUCGACCGGCGUGAUCGGGCACGACAACACGAUCGCCAGGCACGGGAUUCACGGGCUCUACCGCUCCUAUGCCGUCGACGUGCCCGGAGGCCAGCUCGUCGCCGGGGACAACACCGUGUUCCUCUCCCAAACCAUGAGCAUGGGUCCUCUCCAGGGAAUCAUGUACGACUACAUCCGUUUCGAAGGCCCUCCCCAUCUCCGAAUGACAAGGAAGGACGCCGAAUCCUAGACCCGCUCCAGAAAUUCCUACGUGCUUGACGACAUUGUGGCAUUGUGCGUAUCGCAUAACAGGGUCGCUUGUACAAAUUUUCAUCACUUUAGUCGAAACAUAGAAUUUCUCCAUUAGCCUUCUUUGCCACCAAAGAG